AUGUCUACUACUCCAAACAAUACCAUCACUGCGACCCCCAUCGCCCCCAGCACUGCAAAUACUCCAAGCAGCAGCAGCAACAAUAACAAUAGCACAACAAACAAUACAUCUAGUAACACGCCUAUAAACAACAAUAACAAUUUUGAAGACCAUUUCCCGGAGGAAAGCUUUGAGGAUCAUUCAGAGAACCAUGAUGAUUCAGGUUUGACUCUUCGUGCUCUUGUUUCUACAAAGGAAGCUGGUGUUAUCAUUGGCAAAGGUGGUAAAAAUGUAGCCGAGAUGAGAGACACAACUGGAGUAAAGGCAGGUGUUUCAAAGGUAGUUCAAGGCGUUCAUGAUCGCGUCUUGACUGUAUCUGGUACAUUGGAGGGUGUAUCCAAGGCUUAUUCCUUGAUUGCACAAACAUUAUUGGAUAAUCCCAUCUCACCAUUACCUACCACCACCUCCUCCGCCACAAACAACAACAACAACAACAACAACAGCAAUGCAGUCGCCACUAUUCGUUUAUUAAUCUCUCAUAAUCUAAUGGGCACAGUCAUUGGCCGCCAAGGAGCCAAGAUUAAGCACAUCCAAGACACAUCUGGUGUUCGCAUGAUUGCAUCAAAGACUUUAUUACCUCAGAGUACUGAACGUGUUGUCGAAGUGAGAGGCACAGUUGAUGCAAUCCAUAAGGCUAUCCUGGAGAUUGGCCGUUGUUUGAUUGAAGAUAAAGAGAGAGCCUAUGGUACCAUUUUAUAUAAUCCCACCAAAGUCAAUACCAACAUAAAUGGUCUCAAUGAUCACCGCACUCAACAACAGCAGCAGCAACAGCACAAUGUCAUCCGCACAGGUAACGGCUCUGACUUUAGUAGCCAUGAUUUUGAAAGACAACAACAGCAACAACAACAACAAGCAUUUUUGAAUGAUCCCAAUGUACGCACUCAAAAUAUCUCCAUUCCUUCUGACAUGGUUGGCUGCAUUAUUGGUAAAGGUGGAUCCAAGAUUAGCGAAAUCCGUCGACUCUCUGGCUCUCGAAUUUCAAUUGCCAAGGUUCCUCAUGAUGAGUCUGGAGAAAGAAUGUUCACCAUUCAAGGUACUCCUGAAGCAAAUGAACGUGCACUUUAUUUACUUUAUGGACAACUUGAAAACGAAAAAGAACGUCGACUUAGAGGUGUCAUGACAGAUGAUACAAUUCCAGAGGAGCAUUAG
This is a messenger RNA of Mucor velutinosus, 1188 nucleotides long. RefSeq lists its product as uncharacterized. The record is from RefSeq and is a predicted model, not a curated record. The transcript has 2 exons. NCBI's taxonomy places the organism in Eukaryota, Fungi, Mucoromycota, Mucoromycetes, Mucorales, Mucoraceae. Gene Ontology annotation, biological process: 3'-UTR-mediated mRNA stabilization. Gene Ontology annotation, molecular function: mRNA 3'-UTR AU-rich region binding. Gene Ontology annotation, cellular component: nucleus; cytoplasm. Bases 1 to 1188 code for a protein of 395 amino acids.